Phaedon cochleariae (mustard beetle) is the source of this 4202-nucleotide messenger RNA. The record is from the annotation of a GenBank genome assembly. NCBI's taxonomy places the organism in Eukaryota, Metazoa, Arthropoda, Insecta, Coleoptera, Chrysomelidae.
CAACAUUCAAGAUUCAAACAUUUCGCAUUUUUAUCCUUGUGACGAAAAAUAUUGAAAUUCAAAAAUAAGGUCAACAUGUAAAAUUGUAUGAAUGUGGUGUCUGCAGUCUGCACUUAUGGAAAUGAAAAGAGAAUAAUCAUUCAUCAAAAUGAGUGAAGACGUAAGCUCAGAUCUAAUUAAGAAAACGCAAAAAAGUUUAGGAAAAUAUGUGAAAAAACCUCCACUGACGGAAAAAUUGUUGCGAAAACCCCCUUUCAGGUUUUUACACGAUAUUAUCAUUACUAUUGUAAGCGAAACUAACUACUUAAAGGGUUUAUUUACUGAAGAUGAACUCAACUCCGACAAAGUUAAAGAAAAAGAGGCCAAAGUCGCAUUUCUGAACAAGCUUAUCGAAGCAGUCAAGAAUACAACUAAAAUCGAUCUACCAGUUCGUUCAAGUAAAAUUAUAGCUGGACUGGAACCAGCAAAAACAAAUUCACUUUUACAAGCUAUAGCUAUUGCACUUGAUUCCAAUGUUGAUUCAUCCAGUUACGUGAAUAAAAUCAAAUCAGAUAAUGGUACGACUGAAAAAAAAGUUAGGAAAAUUCCUACAAAGGAAGAAAAAACGAAAUCUCGUCAAAAAAUAACCAAGGAAGAAGCAAUCAUUAAAACUCCGAAGGCUAAAAAUACUGGCGAUGAAACUCCAAAGGCUAAAACGUCGAAGGCAACUUUAGAUUCUUCAAGAAAUAGAGACACCAAGACCAGAAAGGUUAAAGAUGACAGUAAGAAAUUAUUGGAUAAAAAACAGGUGUCUGCUAGAAAGGAAACAGUCGUUAUUUCAAAAGAAAAUAAAACAUCCCCCAAAACUAAUGACAUUGAUUCUAGCAGGAAUGUUGAUGUUAACGACAGAAUACAAGACACUAACAAAACUGAAGCUGAAGAUACCAUCACUGAUGCAUCAGCAAUGGAAAAUAUUUCAGGAAAUGUUAUAGAUCCAUCGAACAGUAGAAAAGAACCAGAUGAAUCGUUACCAGAACAGAAUGUUAUUAUAGAAGAUCAAGUUGAUGCAAAUCAGGGAGAAAAGUUGGACUCUUUGAAUAAAAAUCAGGCAGAAAUAUCUAUGUCCACUAAUGAAGAAUAUACUCGUAGUUCGGUGGUUAGACCAAAAUCUGCAAGACCAAAAAGUGGUGAAAAAAGAAUACUUUCCGCAGCUAGGCAAGAAGUAGUACCAAUAAACAAUAAUGCAGACCCUCGGAUUAUCUCAGCCACCCAGCAAAAUAAGCCCACCAAUCGGCCGAAGAGCUCGCUGCGCCCGCCCAGCGUGAGACCGUCCAGCGCCAGACCGGGGGCACCCCGACUCAGGCCCGAUUCGGCGCUGCCCAUCAAAGAACCAGUGACGAUGGGCAACAUCAACGUCAUCGUGGAGAACGUGGAUGCGGCGGACGACGAAGAGACUGUCGUCAUAGAAACUGUGGGGGAGGCGCCCGAUGAGAAAUUAGGCCCUUUGGAGGUGUCUGCGGAGAAUAAGGGACAGUUGGUGGAACAGAUACUGGAGCAAAUCGCCGAGGAGGGAGAUGGAAAGAGGAAGACGGAAAUCGACUGGGAAACUGAAGCAUUCCAUUCUACGGAUGGGACACAUAAAGACGUAUCGAAUCUUCGUGGCUUGAUACAGAAAUUGACGAAAACAGCAAACCCAUUGGGAAAAUUGAUAAAUUAUUUGCAUGAAGAUAUUGAUGCUAUGCACAAUGAACUUCAAAUAUGGUCCAACACCAAAAGGCAACUCUCUGAGGAAAUUAUCAAACAGAAGAAGAUCAGCAUUGAAGCCAAUAAACCACUUACAGCACAUUUGGAUCAACUACAAAAAGAAAUCAAUAAACAACAACAAGAAAUAACAAUGACUCAUAGCAAUAUAUUAAGAAAUGACAUGAGAAUCAAAGAAUUGUUGAGUAAAUGAUGUUAAAUUGUUGAAAUGUUAUCAGUUGUUUUUCAAUGUUACCUACUGUUGUGAAAGAAAUUAUUAUUUAAAUAUUUUAGAUUAAGUUAAAAACAAUCAUAGAUUCUGAAAUUCACCAUAAUAUUUCAUGUUACACUGUUGAGUUAAUAUAUAUUACACAGAGCAUUUUGACAGUUUUUUUCAAGUCUCCAAAUUAAUCAUGCAAGAAUCAGCUUAUCAAAAAGGCAACAAUUUGAUAUUAUGCCUUCCUAUCUGAACGAAAAAAGCUCACAUCACAUUUUAAUGUAAGAUAUUAUUUAUUUAUUUAUCAUCACUAUAUUGAUCUAAUUGAGGAUAUUCUGAAGAAUCUAUAAUUUGCUGUAUCUUGAAAAAUAACAGUAAUAAUAAAAUAAAUAAACAAUUCAUUACUAAACCCAAUUGUGUCAUCAUACCUGCCAAAGUUCCUAAAUUUUUUGUUAAUGUCUUUACAGUAAACAUUUCAUCCAUUAUGGGUAGGUAUGUACUUUUCACAUGUAACUACACUUGGAGUGAAACAAAUUUUGUACUGUUAAUUGUUUCUAUGAAAAAAAUAAUUCACUCAAUUUAUUAUGUAUUUGAAAGACUAGUUGUUUGAUACCUUAUUAUUUAUAAUAAUCAGUAACUAUGUAUUUCAAUAUAAUUUGUUAAUCUCAUAUUCUUAUUUUUACAAAAAUCUCCAUAUAUAAAUAUGACAUAUGCACCUACCUGAUCCUGAUAUAUCUAGAUUAUAACAUUAUAAUAUAUAUGCUUGUGUAGGUACCUCUAAUGUCUCAUUAAAUGAAAUGUCUUAAAAAAGAAAGAAUAAGGGAAGGAAAUCACUGUUAUGCUGAAUUCAUGAAUCCAACUAAAUUAUAUGAGUAAACAGCAUUUCAAUUACAACUUAUCAAAAGCAAGUUCAUACCAUAUAAACACAAUUCAAAUAGCUAAUACUCACUGUUUUUUAGCAUUUGCACAAAUUUCAGUCAUAAUAAUCAAUAGUUGAAUAGUUGAGUUGGAACAUAACUAUGAUUAUUAAUAUUCAUCAAAGUCCCAAUAAUUUGAAGCCUAGUUGCAUUUCUUUGGGCACCCACAGCUGCUGUAGGUAAUUUAAAUAAUCAACAUCUUAUACUUAACAAAAAACAAAUUCAGUUAGGCUGCUACAACUCAAAUAAUUCUUCUUGUUGUUGUUCAUGGAGGUGCAGAGAAGUACGGAUUUUUUUACCUUGCUGCACUACAACUGUGUGUGGUAAAUGAUGAUCUGUUGAGAUAUUAUUGUUCACCUUCUGUUUCAUUCUUGAAAUAGCAGGUUGGCGACGAUCUCCAGUAAAAUCUGAAUUUACUGCAAACCUACAAAUACAUUUGAAAAGUUUGUCAAAUUGAGAUUGCAGAGAGUACUUACUCGCUUUUCUUUGUAGUUUUCCUGAUAUCCUCUUUUGUUGAUGCAAUAGCAGCAUCAAUUUUACUCAGAUAAUCAUCUAUAUUAUCAUUAUCAUCAUCAAAACUAGAAGUGGUAGGUGACAUUACUUCAGAAGUAGUCCCUGGUUUUUCAUUUUUACUUGGUUCAGUUUUUUCAGUACUGGGAAUUAGGAGGAACUCUUUUAGGAACAGGCUGUCAGAAGCCCACAAUUUAUUUGCUCUACGAAUUUGUUCAAUCUAGAAGGUGAAGCAUUAGAAACAUUCACUGCAGCUAAUUUGUAUAACACCUUACUGUUACAUUAUACUUUAGUGAUAUUCCUUGCAAUGUAUCAGCAUUAGAUACAAAGUGUUUGAUAUAAUUUUCAUUUCUAGUUAAGUGUUUGCUGGUACUUCCAUAUUUUUUUAGGGAUGAUGCAGAUUCUCUUAUGCUCAGUUUCUCGUAUGCCCCUCUAUCCAUUAUGUGCCUCAAUAUAUCAACUUUUUUUUAAAUGUAAAAUACACCAGAGAGCAUAAAUAUUUUCAACCAGAAACUGGGCUCAAUUUCAUAAUCAAAUUUUCCAUACCAUAUUCAGUAAUUGAUUUUCAUCCGUAAAAUCAUGAUGACUUCAGAAAGGCAAGGAAAUUUUACAUAAUUUUAAUUUUUAGCCUAAUUUUGAAAAACAGGAUCAACAUCAACACACACAACAGUGACAUAAAACCAGCAUACAUACAUAAAUAAACCAGAAUGACCAGAAACCAUUGACAGAUAUCAGCUGAUUGGGACAAAUGAGUAAUGACCUAAAUAGUGUGAAUUGGCCAAUCAGCUGCUGUGCUGCAAAAGUUGAAUUGUUUUCUUAUUUUUGUUCAUCGCACUUCG